AUGACGCCUGCUUCGACAACGUCUUUUUCGAAGACCCCUACUUCGGAAACUCCUACUUCGACGGACCCUUCUUUGUCAACAUCUUCGACUGUGACAAGCCUAGAAACAUCUGCAACUAUCAUUUCAACCCCUAACACGGUCACAGCAGUAACUACCACCCUAUCUUCUUCUUCUUCUUCAUCCUUUUCAACUGCUGCCACAAUCACCGAAGGGACGGCCAACGCAUCUGAAAAGUCAACCAAUUUUGUCACUAUUGUAACACCCGACCUUCCAUCAACGACCAACCCAAUUGAGUCUUCUACGAAGAUGCCCUCGACCACAUCUCUCUCUGAACAAACAGAAAACACAGCAACUGGAGAAACUAAGGCAACUGAUAUUCCUUACGAUUUCGAACUUUCAAUCAGAAGUUGGGAAAUGACCGUCUCGUGGGCAGAAAAUUUCAGCAUCAAUGCCACCCCUAACAAGAACUUGUUUAAAAAUAUGUCUUACACUUGCCGACAGCCUCCCGCUGAGUUCCUCCCAGCUUCAGAGUCGACCUGUUUCCAAAAAGAUGGUAAUUUUUUUUUCAACGGACGUUUCACCUAUUGAAAUUCAGGCGUUAAAGUGUCAUGGAUGUCCGAUGUCCAACCCACUGAGGCUCGUUUGCUGUUUGUCAGCCCCGGCCUUUUUGAAAUAAAUAUAACCGUCAAAAAUCCCAACACCCCAGAAACAGCGAGUCACGUGCUCACUGUUACCGUCUUGGGAACUUCCACAACUUCAACAAGUUUGUAUAAACAAUUAAAGGCGGUCGAGAAGUGCGAAAUGGGUUCUGAUAUAAAGAUACCUUCUUACGAUCCAUUUUUUUACUGCACAGGAAACUCAAGCCGAAUUUAAAUAUUUUUCUUGAGCAUAAAUUUUCUUUAAGAUUACAAAUUUUCAUCCAAUAUCAGUGGAACCACAAUAAUCUUCGAAGUUGUAUUUUCGAUGAAUUUUAACUUUGUAUGUUUUUGCAAAAGUUGAAUUAAAUGGAUAACAGUUUAUUACAGUAAAAUAACUUUCACAUUUAUUUUUUUUUCUUAAUGGCUUUUGAUCUGGAAGUUCUCGGCAUUCGCGUCGCACACGCGAAAACUCAUCUUUCCCGACCUUCCCAUCUCGCCUUUCGAAUCGAGAAAAAAAUUGGCGGUAUAAAUAUAUUUUUUUCCAGAAAGUUCACAUGAUGGCCCUACAGCAGCUCCUAUUUCUCCGAGUACAUCGAGAAGCAGAACAGAAGAAGGGAGUGAAACCGCUUCAAAUGACGCAGACGCUACUAAAGAGGCUCCUACUACAAAGAAAGCCACAGAAUCCACAGCGAGCGGGGCAAAAAAUACCGAAUUCGAGACAACGAACUUUCCAACGGGUACUAGUAAGAAAUCUGGAGCGUCGUUAAGUUCGACAAGCACAAAGUUUUCCACUAGAGGUGGUUCAACGAACUUUUCCAACCAAGUUUCCAACGCUUCGAUCACGGAGAAAGCUCGGCCUACACCCACGAAGUUGGUAGCGGGAUCAACGAAAAAAACAAAAGGCUCAACGGGAAUGACUGAAAAAAAAGAAGAAUUAGAGGAAGGUACAACCUCAAAAACUAAGGACACAUCCGAAACAUCGAAAAGUUCGAAAACUGACACUACAAAGAAAUUCUCGUCGACGAAAGCGGAAACGAAAGUGACCCGAGAGGGAGAGAGUUUAAAUGGAACAACGCCGGAAGAACUGGGCACGACAAGAAAGGCGAACGGUUCAUCUGGGACUUCGAGAGAUAAUAUUGUGACCACUUUCACAACACGAAAAUUGGUUAGUGAAUCUGUUUAGGAAGUUUAGUUUAACCUGUUGAACUUCGUGAGUCAAAAAAGGCUACAAAUAAGUAAAAUUAACUAUUCCAAGUUUUCAUAAAACUGUUCAUAAACAUUUUUUCCAACCCUUGUUCCUUAUGAAAUCUUCAGAUCACUCUCGCAACGAUGCCUCCUCUAACAGCAGAAGAAGAAGCAGCUAUAGAAAAACAAAAGGAAGACUUGAAAAAUUCGCUGGCAAAUAUUCUAAACUCGUCGUCAUCCUAUCCGCCCAUCAGCAAUGGAUCUUCCUUGGUUCAAAGCAUCUCUUCCCUUCCGGUGCAAGAUUUUCAGCAUUAUUUAAAUUUCCUUCAUUCAGCCUCAAGAACUAGUGGAUGUAGCUCAAAGUCUUCUCAGCAAUCAGCUUGAUAUCGCCGGAAUGUCGAACGUGGAAGUUCUGACGAUGCUCAAGGACAACAUUGCAAAAACCAAUUCACAAUUGGCUGACGUUUCAUUUUUGAACAGAAGUGAAAAGUUCAACGAAGAUACGAUUUCAGCAAGUGACAAAGGUGAUAGAACAGUUGUCGAAAGUCAACAUGACCUCGCCGCAGUCGAUGAACAGCGUUCUAUCAGUCCUGGACUCAGCUCUCCAAGGUUGCAUGGUCUACUCGAUUGGAGUCACGUCAACGGUUUUUCUUUCUUCGUUUUUCGCUCAAGAAAAAGUUUCAAGUUUUCGUUAAUUGCCAAGAUAGAAUAUUCCUCAGCUAGCUGAAAACGGCUAUUUGGCUUGAUACAUUGUCAAAAAACCACACCAAUAACUUUCGGAUGAUGAGGGUUGAUUUAUUUUAGGGAGAUGUGAAUGGUCAAUACGUCGUCAUUUACGGGAGCAUACAAGCUUCUGGCUAUACCGUUGUCACACCCCGAUCUAUGGUUGAAAAAUAUUUUUCAUUCCAUUAUAAAAGCUUAAAAUAUGAUGAUUUCAGAUGACCGUCUAUGGGAAUACAAUUUACGUGACAGGUGAUACGAGAGGAGCUUAUGUCCAACAAGAUGGCGACGAUGUGAUGGUACAAGUUUCAUAGGAGAUUUGGAUUCUGAAAGCAGCCGUAGGUCACCAUGGAUGACAAGAUGAUGACGUUGGCUGGCACCUUCGACACUCGAUCAGUUUCUGUUGAGGCUGGAACCUUCGAAAUGACAACUCUUAUCGAUGACAAUGCGGUCGCUCGUCUUGAAGGAGUUGCUGAGGUUAUCUCUUCACGAAAAUCUCAAAAUAGCUCGAUAAAUAAGCGGGUAGUUGACAAAAAACUAAGAAAAUAUUUCUUCUUUGUUGUUUUAAAACGUGACCGUCUUGCGCGGAAUCCAAAUUUUAAUUAUCUUUUUCUUUCUUUGACGGAUAUUCCAAAAUUCGCGAAAUCACUGUGAUGAGAAGUUUUUAAACAUCGGAAAAAUGUCGUCUGGGGGUUCUUGUCGCAUUCUUAAAAAAUUUAAACGAUGAAUCUCCAAUCGUUUCUAGACAGCUGGAGAAACGGAUGUUUACCCUUCGACGUUCGCAACAGCGUGGAACAUCUCCUAUGACCAGUUUGGAGCGAAACAGCAGAGUCAGGUUAAUGUGUCGGUCAACAACUGGAUCAAAGUGACGAGAGCAACUCUUUCGCUCAUAGUGAGAAGAUACCUUGUUUGUUGAUUUAUACAGGUUUGUAAAAAUUGAGGUCGACUCAAAAACUAUCGCGCUUCUGCAAGCAACCAAAAGCACGGCCGCUUUGAAGCUUGAUAUCGAUGUUGUCUUCGAUUCUACGUCCUUCAAGAUUACCCUUGGGUCCGGGAUUUUUUUGUUUUCGUGAAGAUCAUCCGUUUCAGAGAAGGAAAGGCCAAAUUCAUUCAAGUGACCAACUCCUCGGCGAUAUUGUCUUAUGACAACUGCACAGCGAGCGUGACCCCGGGCGACCCGGAUGCUGAAGAUAUUAAGAUGUAUCUGGUCGAACCAUACGUCAUUGAAAGUUGCUCACACAUGCAUGGAAAAACAUUUAUUAGUUUUCUUUCAGAUAUUGACCUAUCCGUUUUUCAAGAUCAAAGCCAAGGGACUGUUGACCUUCCGUUGAAGGCUGCUGGCAACGACCCCAUGGGUCUUGUGAUCGCCUAUCCAGGUAUAUACUGAGAAAGAAAUAGUGUCAAUUGUAGCUGAUACUCAAAAACAAUGAGUGUGGCAAGUCCUUUUUCAGUUUCAAUAGCAAUCGACUGAAAAAAAGAGUUUCUGGCUGAUCCGAAUUUAAAAGUUUUUAACGAAAAAAAAGCAAACUGUUGCAGACACAAAUUUGCCAACGGUUUCUGUUCUUUCGCAGUCCGUCACCGUGUCUUUGUUUUCGCCCAGAACGCCUUACUCUUCACCAGACGAUUUAAACGCGACUUUCACCUCUGGUAGCCCCAUCACUAUCGACGGAAAAGUGAAACAUUGGAAUUUCUGAAUUUUCCAUACAAAAAAACCUAGAUCAUUUUUGAUAAUCAAGACGAGCUGGACGUUUCUUUUUACAAUAUUUGGACAGACGGUUCUUCUGUAUACUUCAAAUCGUCGUCUGACAACGUUGCGAUAACCAGCGCAACUUGGCAGGCGAGUCGAAAAACAGUUUAAUAUCUCAUUGUUUAACUUUUCUGAAGAAAUUUUUUUUUUGUCAUAUGGCUCCAACAUAGAAAGUUAGACCUUGAAAUCGAAGAGAAUUCACAAAUAUUGAAUAGUUGGUUGAAUAAGGUUCUCUGAUCUCAAAAACACAGCAUUCAGAUCGUUUCAAUGGUUUCUGGAAACUAUGGCAUACGAAUAACAGCUGGAUCGUACUCGGCCGGCUCGCAGCCCCACAUAAAGCUAGUUGAUUUAUAUGCAUUUGGUUCAUAGUUCUGUUUUGCAGGACCUUCAUGGAGUUUUCGGAAAACCAGAAGAUGCUUAUAACUGGCGGAGUGGUCUUUCGUAAUGGAACCAAUGGAUUCGUGAUAAAAUACGGUAAAGUGAGCACUCAAGGAGAAAUCACCGGAACUCAGUUAGGUUAGUUUUGUACUUCGUAUGAAUAGACACUUUCAAAAAAAAUUUUUUCUUUAUUACGGUUUAUCGGAUACUGCUUUCAGCCAUCACGCCGCAGAGUCUUAUGAACCAAAAAUCACAAAAAAUGAUCGGCGACAUUUUGAACAACACCCAGCAAUACCUGCAGAACAACGGAAUGGAAAUGACCGACGAACAACUCGAUGAAGUUGCAUAUAUCCCCUUGUUUUAAGGCUGUUCCUGUUUCCAGGCUGCGACGACGCUUCUGGACAUCUCAACGUCGUUGACGUCUUCGGUGAUGGCGGCGUUGAACAACCCACUAUCUAGCGACCUCUUAGCCAAUCUUCAGUACGAGCAAGCCAACUACGACGAUAUUUUCAACGUCCUUCCUCCAGCUGGAGGUCUUGUUUCUAUUAUUACAAGAUCAUCAUAAAUUUUUUACAGGUCGGAUUCGAUACGUGGAAGAAUAUUCACCAGAUGAAUGGGCGGCGGAAGCUACGAGAAUCGCCCAACAAUCGAUUGUUCGUGAAUUUGUUUUUUUCUAAUUGAUGAUUAUUACUCAUAUCUUCGAAGUGUUCGAAAUUUGAGAAAAUAGUUGAAAAAACUAAAAGUAUGAAAAUUCAAGGCUAAAAAGCUGGCCGCUCAAAUGGCUUCGACCCUGGACACUUUAGAAAACGUCUUGGCGGCUCGAGCUGUCGCUUCUGGAAACAUUCCCUACGUUUACGCUGUGAGAAAUCUUUGUGUUUGGUAAUCCUAUAUUAAAUAAGUCCUUGGUUAAAUCGAGACCCGUGCGAGGGACAGUAUUGGGAAAAAUUUAGAAGCCUCUGAUCAUUUAAAUAUAACUGGCUCAGUUAACUUGAUUUCGAAAUUAUAAAAUAUAAUAUGCGAAAAGUGGUUUUAUUUUACUCUCCGACUUUUUAAUUUCGAAAUCUGCCCGGUAUCGGUGUUCGGGAAGUUGUCUACAGUAGCCUGCGGACGUAUCCUCAGACUUGCUUUUUGAGUGACCGGAUAUCGAAGUGAAAUCAGAGCUUUUCUUUUUCUGAAAAAAAUUGUUCAAGUGAGCAAAAAAACACCGAUAAUUAAAAAAAACGCAAUAAUCGGCUAGUCAAUUCAACAUCAUAUAAAAUUAUCAUUUUUUUCAACACAUGUUUUUUUGAAACGCUUCAAUAAAGAAUAUUUUGUUUAGCAAAACUCAAGUGGAACUGGAAUGUACAUCGAGAUUGAUUACCCGUCUUCGUUGUUCUCGCGAACGCAGAGGUGCAGUGAAUGGCUGGUAAUUUAACAAUUUGAAGAAUUCCGCAAAAAUAGGUUUGAGGUUCAAUUCCCGAGCUCUUCUAGCAAGUUAAAUUCUCCAAAAAUCACCGACGUCAGUCCGAUACAAUUGGGCCUCGUGUGCUACGACAGCAAUCCAUACGCCUAUGUUGACAACUUCAAACUACUCAUUUCCUCGGGCGCUCUGGAAGCUCAUCUCAAAGAUCUCAAUCAGAAUAUCAUCGAGUGAGCAUUUAUUUAAUUAUUCCUCUAAUGCAAGAUUUUAGGAUCGAAAACGCUACAGAACCGAUAACGUUCGAAGGAAAAGGUUUAGGUGAGAGCCUUCUUGAGUUUUUCUCUUUAAGUUUGUCUAAAUAUUCUUCAGAUGAAAGAACGGAGUCGACGCAAAUCGUGGCCAGUGAUCUCAACAGUUAUCAGAUUUUGGAUCUUCACACUUUCCAGACAACUUCUUGGAAUAGCUCUCUUCAAUUAGAAGUGAAACUUUAUUCUUUCAUUUUUUUUUUUCAGAUAAAACUUCAGAUUGUUCCUUCGCUUUAUUUGUUCGACGUCGAUAUGCCGCAUCCUGUGCUUUUUCUAGCUUUUCAGCGGCUCCCUGGACCUCUUCCACAAGAUCAUGAUGUUCGGUUUCAAUUAAAAAGAGCGAAUGGUGAGAGGGAAACCCUUUACUAUCUGUUGAUUCUGUGUUCAGAGAUAAGUACGAUAUUCGUUCCGGCAGAGCAGUUGCUCAAUCAGACGAGUCUUUUCUAUUUCGGCGUCGGAUCCCGGACAGAUACCGUCAAUGAGUCGCUAGCCAACUACGGAACUGUUGACGACUCUCAAUGGACUUUCAAACGAAGUUUUGAAUUGUGUCAGCAACAUUUUCGAGCCGGAUUUUUGAAGAAAUCGAUUUCGACUAUGAAAUCCGCGCCUACACCAAAGGCUGUUAUUACUAUCUUUCUACUGCAGAUCGGUUCGACAAUGAAGGACUCAGCGUAUCUCGCUUGGAAAGCGCUUUCAUGAAUAUAUUAUCUUUGUAGCCGAUGUACCUGGCUGGUGAUCAGAUCGUGAAAUGCUCUACCAAUCAUCUCACUCUUUUCUCUGUCGGCGUUUUCGCACCCGAGAUCCCGGCUGAUUUCAAAUAUGAGUACAUCCAACAGAAGCUGCCGGUAACUUAACUCGGACAGGUUUUGGGUAGAACGAGUCUUUCCAUUCAGUGCUCUGAAUCCGUUUGUGACUGUUUCCGAACCGUUCUCCCUUUUCUUAAAAUUUAUAAUCUCGCUAGCUUGAGAAAAUUUUGAAAAAGUCCCGUAUAUUACAAGUGGAAUAAUAAACAGAAAGUAGGUUUUAAUUCAGAAAUAGUAACGCAAAUUUUUGAGUCGUUUCCCUCAUACUGUAGCUAGGUUACGGUAUGCAGGUAGGCGCUUCUCUAUCCAAGUAAUGAUGAUUUCUUUCAAUGCGAAUUGAAUAAUUGCAAAACUCGCCUCGUUUCGAUUUGAACUUAUCACAAUAAGUGAAACUUCAUCAAAAAAAAUGUUUUAUUUUUUUUUUGUUGCUGUGAAGCACGCGCUUUUCUCUAAAUAAUUGGAUGAAUUAUUAUUCAAGUUCGGUCGAACUGCAAAAAUUGGGCAUUGAAGGGGGAGCGUAGUAUGAAUUAAACGAAGUACGUUGAUUUCAAGUUUUUCAAGCUGUUCUGGUUUGUUUUAUCGGAACGAACUUUAAAAGCUCCUUUUUGAACUUACUAGCGCAUAAAUGGUUGAUAUUUUUCGUUCUAAAAUUUCAUCUGUCCCCAAUAAUGAGUGGAAAAUCUCAGAAAAACGUUGGAGUCGUCGUUUGCGUGAUGUUUUGCAUCUUCCUCUACAUGAGCGGCAUGUUGUGUGCGGUGAUUUUCGAGACGCGCGACGAGUCAAAAGGCCGGCUGCGGUUCUUGAAGGACAACUACCCCGCCGAUGGCUACAUGUACAUUCUGGCGGUCGAGACUGGCUACAGAAUGUUUGCGACGACGGACAGCCAGGUGUGCUUUUUCAUCAUUUAGCGGUAAAUGAAGUACAAGCUAAAUCUCUCAAAGUAACCGCAAUAAACUAGUUAACAGUUCCUGCUCCCUGUUACUGAUUGCGACUUUCAUAAUUUUUUUUUGAUAUGCUUCAACUUAUCCGGCACGGAGACUGACGAUAUUGCUAGAAGCUUCAAGUCGGACCAGGACGAAGAAUGGGGACAACCGUUCACCUGGGGCACUACCUCCAGAUUCCUCAUGACGACGGCAUUGUGAGAGGAGGCCUCUACUGAUUGUCAACGUUUUCACAGACCGCUCGGGGAUUUGACCUACAUUCGGCUGUGGAUUGAAGAAGCUGGGUCCGAGCAUCGCGAAUCUUGGUUCUGCAAUCGGAUUAUUGUCAAGGAUUUGCAGACGAAACAGGUCUCGAUUUUUCCUGUCAAUAACUGGCUAGGCACGACCAAUGGUGAUGGGCAGGUCUAUAUCUUCCUCGUUAUGAGAUCUGGAUUUUCAUUUUUAGACCGAAAGGUUAUCCCAAGUACAAAAAAAGCAAAAAUUUUUGGACGAAGCCAUGAGCCCACAUAUUCUCGCCCAAACGAUUGCCUGGUGUGCAGCCUUUACCGGUUUUUUUUGGCUGACAGUUGAAUAAAGUUUUUUCUACAAUACUUGAGGCGGUGGAAUGCUCUGGAGGAGUCGCGUGCAACGCUACGAUUACAUUUGCAACAUUUUCGCGGCGCUCAUCAUCCUGUGUAUCAUCAACCUCGUCAUCGUUAAAAUGGUUCUGUCUCUCUAAACACAGGCGAUUUCACCGUCCUUAAUUUUGAGGAAAAGUUCGAAAACAACGUCUUCUACGCACAAACCCUAUUUGGCUUCUCUUUUGCGGUUAAAGACGUGGGCUUCGACGCUUUUUUUGCGAUUAUUCAGGUUUGCAGAUCAUCGUCGGCGUUGUGCUGGGAUUCGUCCUGACGUCGCUUGCUUCAAUACAUGUUUGGAUCAGAGCGUUUGAAUUUGAAAUGGCUCUUUUUUCCAAAAAGCUCUUCAGAAAUUGUCGAUCUAAUGAAGAACAACGUCUACUGAAGUUUUACAAGGCAAGACAUACAGGGUCCCCAAAAACGGGAACUUUACCUUGGGGAUUGGGAUUGAUUUCCCAGUCUGUUUCCAUGAUGAUCGGCUUCUUCGGCAUACUCUUCGUCAUUUCCGUUGGCAAACAGUUAGUUUCGCACAUUUCGAGCCCGAUUUUCAGGCUGGAAUGCGUCUUUCGGAAGAUCCUUCUCAAGCGUUUCUUCGCAGGUUCAUAUUCAUGCUAUUCGCGUGGAUUUUGUUGUUCGAGCCUCUGAAAGUAACUUUUGUGCACUCAGGUUCAUGUUGAGAUAAUCUUCAGGGAAUGAUCGUUGCCGCAAUCAUGAUAAAAAGAAACAAAGGUUACAAAAUUUGCACGAAUCUGGAAGAACUUUUGUUGAACGUCCAGCCACCUGAUACAUUCCAAAGUCUGAUUCAAUUGAAAAACUGCAGUAGAUAGAAACUUUCAUUGCAGGAACGACGUCCGGACAUACCGAAAAAGGUGUAGGAAAGACAAUCGCUGAUAUAUUGAAACUGCGAGACACUGACGACCGAAGAAUGAGGUGGAAAAACUUGCUGAAAACUUUCAAACAAUUUUUGAGAGAUUUCAAUCAUCAGAAAACCAACGAUCUUUAGAGACGAACAGCUUUUCGAAACUGUGCGCGACGUCAUUUGUCUGUUCGCUUCACUUUUCAUCCUCAUCGGCCUGACGUUUUUUUGUCGCGACCGCCAGGGAUAUUACUAUCAAAAACAAGUGUCCCGGUUCAAUUGAACGAUCCUAAUGUAUAUUUUGAGGUGCGCAAUCUCCUGAAUGUGGACAUGGAUGAAUAUGGAGACGGCUCUUUCAUGGCGAUCACAAAACCUUCCGAUUUCUGGGACUGGGCAGAAAAAGACUUAACCAAAGGUCCCGAAAAAAACGGCUUAAAAUUUCCGCUAAAAUUUUUUUUCAGCUUUGCGAGCGUCUUGGUACGAUGAAAAACCGGCCUAUAACAUGAGAGGAUUUCUCAAUGACAAAGUUUUUAGGCUUCUUUUCUUGUAUAUUGAUCUUCUUUCAAGGUUUCUCGAGCCAUGGGGAUCGGAACUAUUCGCCAAGUGAGGACGAAACCCGACGCCUGCGAAAUUGCUCCCGAAUUCGCUGACUAUUUCAACAGUUGCGAAAAGGAUUUUUCCUCGAAGUGAAUUACGUUUUUUUACGGCUUAAAACACUUUGAUGUGGCCAUUCGGACCCGAACCUUUUCGAAAUUUUUCCAAAAUGUGAAGUCAAGCCUAGAAAAAUGCGAAAGCCGUGCGAGAACAGAGCGACAAGUUUUCGAGAAUCUCACUUUUAUUUCAUAAUUUAUUAUUUGUACUGUGGGAACUUUGUGGAUCACUAAACCUCACUCGCCAGUCGGAUUCAAAAGUGCACUCUAAUAAUCCUUUUUAAGUAAUGAAAAAAAAUUUUGUUUCAUCCCCUAACUACGGAUAUUUUCAUGUGCCGAGUUACGACUUUUGUUCUUCCAAAAUGAAAUUUCGGCAUCUUUAUGUUUUAGGUUUCAGAAAAAGCGAAAGUUCAUGAAGGGAUUUCACAGGAUUUAUUGUAGUGUUUCUCUUCAGAACUGAAGAAAAAACUCUGCAAAUGCAACCAGGAUGGACGAAAUUCGAAGGGAAUGAAAACGACACUCGGGAUGAAUACACCUACAAGACUCAAGAGAACCUCAUGAGUAAUCUAUUAUAAAACGGAAAAAAACUUUUUAUCGGAUUUUUUUGAAGCUGGAACUAUACAAGGAUCGGUUGGGAGAUAUGGUGGAGGAGGUUAUACGGUUAGUUUGGGUGGUACUGGAUCGCAACUUGCCGCUUCUUUCCAACAGCUCAAGGACGAAAACUGGAUCGACGAGGUUUUGAGUCGACGGCCUAUUUUUCCUAUUUCGUUGUUUCAGAACACGCGGGCCGUGAUUGUUGAGUUUUCGGUGUACAACGCUCAAGUUAACUACUUUGCGGUAGUUCAACUUUUGAUAGAAAGACCGUCUGAAGGCUUCAUCUACCCCACCGGCUGGAUUGAAACAGUCAGACUGAUCAAGUCCGAAGGCUCUAGUGGUAACAUCGUUGUCACUUUUGAGGUGAAUCUGUAGGUCGCCAGCAUCACGAAAAAGCUUUCUCAGUUUUUGUACGUCGUUUUCGCAUUGUUCACUUUCAUCAAAGAGGUUUUGUUCUUCGUCUACAGUCGGUACAAGGUUCUGUCGACUGCAUCAAAAAAGAAGAGCGUCCUGGGAUUCCUCGAAAACUUGAUCAUCACGUAGGCGACACGACUCUGUCGCAGAAUAUUGAAAUUUUUCAGCAACUGUUCGCCGUGGCAAGUGAUGGACCUGCUCAUCGGAAUUUUGGCGCUCACCUCAGUAAUCGCCUAUUGGCUUCGACAAAUAUACACCAACGAAGCCGUCGAAAUGUUCCUGGCCACCAACGGCAAUUCCUACAUCAAUCUGUCGAAGCAACGCGACACCGAACUCACCUUCAACUAUUGCCUCGCCGGUGUCGUUUUCUUUGUCUCGUGCAAAAUGAUCCGGAUCCUCAGGUAUGUUGAAAAAUAAACAUUCCAGUAUAGUCGUUUUGAAAUUCGUAUGUCAAGUAACUAGCUCAUUUCGAGCACUUCAAAAAUAAAAUGUUCAUUCUCCUUUACCAAACAGAGCUGAAGCUGUUUCUUCUUCUUUUUUUUCCUCAAAACGUUGUUUUAUUGGUCAGAGAAACUGAAGGAUCAAAAAGGUAUUGAAUAUAGAAAAAAACAAGAGCGGCGCUAUGAUUUCCUUUCAAUUUCUUUUUAUUUUCUGCUCUUUUUGACCUAACAGCUAGAAAAAGCCCCAAAAAAUGAAAGGGCUAUCAAAUUAUCAUUUCAAUCUAACGCAUAGACAUAGCUGCCUUUUCCGAGUGAACUAAACAUGAAUUUACUAUGCGGGUGCUGCAUUUUCUCUUUUCUUCUUCCUACCAUAAAAAGUCCAGAUUCAACCGGCGCAUUGGAGUUCUGGCGGACACGCUGGACAACGCUUGUAGCGAUAUGCUCUCGUUCGGCGUUGCUUUCGUCGUAAUCUGUGUUUCCUUCAACUGCACCUUGUAUCACUUGCUCUGGGAUAAGCUUGAUGGGUUCGAAUAAAAGUAUAAUUGAAAUUACAAUAGAACCUAUUCAGCUACAAAUCGGUAGUGACAACGUUUGAAACGACGCUGGCUGGCAUGUUGGGAAAGUUUGUCAUCGCCGACUUGUUCACAAUUUCAAAACUUGGUAGUUCCACCUGGAUAUCUAUCUGAUUUGCGAGUUUCUGCGCAGGAUCGGUUGUCUUUGUCAUUUUCAUGUUUGGGGCGACGACCAUCCUUCUCAAUAUUUACGUCAUGAUCAUCAUGUACGAGUUCGAGCAAGUUCGAAACGACAGCGCCCGACAGUCCAACGAUUAUGAGAUAAUCGAGCAUAUACAUUCAAAGGCUCAGAUAUACAACUCGCGUAACUCAACUUGAGAAUAUUUCUUCAGAUAAUACGGAAAAUCGGCAUGAACGAAGCCAAGGACAACCCGCCAAAGUUCAUACCAGACUCAAUGAAGGACUUCAGGAACAUCAACAAGCUUCUUGCCAAAGUCAGUGAUUCAUUGUUUCUCUCGACAUUUACCUCUUCAGAUGAACAUGCUUCAUCACCGUGUCAUGACGAUGCGCGACCUCGCCGACUUGAACAUAGGUCUUCUGGACAAGAAGACCUUCGAUUCCGAUUAUGACAUUCUUCGAGCGUUCCAUUCAUAG
Caenorhabditis auriculariae is the source of this 12853-nucleotide messenger RNA. Lineage: Eukaryota; Metazoa; Nematoda; Chromadorea; Rhabditida; Rhabditidae. The record is from the annotation of a GenBank genome assembly.